AAAAAUUGGGAGAUUGAUUUCAAUUCAACAAUCAAAACGACACUUUGCUUCCGUCUCUAUAUUUUCUCCCAAUUCCCUUCGUUAGGGUUAGGUUUUUUUUCUGUCGUAAUUUUUCUUUCUUUGAUUUUGCAUUGAGAACCUCUUCUUUUUUCUUCAGUACAGAAUUUGCAAUUUUAUAGAAAAUGGUAGGAACUGGAUGUUCAGAAGAUGGUGGUGCACAUGCAGAGCCUCCUGAUCCUGACAUUCUUGAGAUUGAUCCAACUUCUCGCUAUAUAAGGUAUAAUGAAGUGCUUGGGAACGGUGCUUUCAAGUCAGUUUACAAAGCAUUUGAUGAAGCUAAUGGAAUUGAAGUUGCAUGGAGCCAAGUUAGGAUUGAUGAGGUCCUACAGAAGCCAGAAGAUUUGGAGAGACUGUAUUCUGAAGUGCGGCUCUUGAAAUCGUUGAAACAUAGUAAUAUUGUGCGGUUUUUCAAUUCUUGGAUUGAUGAUAAAAAGAAGACUGUCAAUAUUAUAACUGAGUUGUUCACCUCAGGCAGCCUCAGACAGUACCGUAAGAAACACAAGAAGGUUGAUAUGAAAGCAGUGAAGAGUUGGGCAAGACAGAUUUUAGCUGGUUUAGUAUACCUGCAUAGUCAUGACCCACCAAUUAUACAUAGGGAUUUGAAGUGUGAUAACAUAUUCAUCAAUGGCAACCAAGGUGAAGUUAAAAUUGGUGAUCUUGGGUUGGCUACUGUUUUGGAGCAAUCUAAUGCAAAAAGUGUUAUAGGAACACCUGAGUUUAUGGCACCUGAGCUGUAUGAUGAGAAUUACAAUGAGUUGGUUGAUAUUUAUUCCUUUGGAAUGUGCAUGCUGGAGAUGGCGACUUUUGAAUAUCCUUACAGUGAGUGUAGAAAUUCAGCCCAGAUAUAUAAAAAAGUUUCAUCUGGAAUAAAGCCUGCUGCCCUUUCUAAGGUUAUUGAUCAGGAGAUGAAACUAUUUAUUGAGAAGUGUUUGGUUCCAGCUCCUCAAAGAUUACCCGCGAAGGAGCUUUUAAUGGACCCCUUUCUUCAACGAAAUGCAUCCGCAAAGAAUCAUCCCUUAUCACUCCCUGAUAUUGUUAUGCCCAAAAUGGGAGGCUUUGGAGACCGCUGCCUCAUGUCAGAAGCACCUGCUUCCAAAAAGAAUAGACCUUCCACGAAGGAUCUUAAUAGUGAUAAUGAGCUGCCUGUUAUCAAGUUUCUUGAUAAUUCCUUGGGCAUUGAAGUUAGAAGGACGAACAAAGGCAACGUUUUCUUGUUAAAAGGAGAGACAAAUGAUGAAAACUCUGUAUCAUUAAUACUUCGAAUAGCUGAUAAGAAUGGUCGUGUGAGAAAUAUUCAUUUUCUCUUCUUCCUCGAUAGUGAUACUGCCCUCUCAGUUUCAAGUGAAAUGGUUGAGCAACUGGAACUAGCGGAUCAAAAUGUUGUGUUCAUAGCAGAAUUGAUUGAUUUGUUGUUACUGAAGCUCAUUCCCACUCGGAAACCUUGUGUUCCCGUUGAGCAUCUGGUUCCUCUAACUAGAAGAAGAUCUUCAAGAGAUAAACAGAGUUUUCCCCAAGAACAUGAUGUAAUCACUUCAGGACCAUUUGAUGAAUCAACAAAGCAAGGUCCUUGUUCUUCGAAAUAUAAUGGAAAAAUGUCUCUUGCCAAUUUGAUGACAGAGAAUUCUGGUUCCGAGAUGUCAUUAUGUUCUGCAAACUCAAAUGAUUUGAAUGAUAAACCUAGCUCCAUUCUAUCGCUGAUGUCUGCUGAAUCAGGGCCUAUGGGGAGUGACGGAGCAGAAUUAUCUGUCGACGCUCAGAGUAAGUUGAUGAAUCCAGUAUCUUGUGAUGAUUCUGAAGACGAGGAGUUAAGAAUGGAGCUGGAAAUGAUUGAGCUGAUGUAUCAAGAAGCAAUGAAAGAAAUAUCUAAGAGAAGACAUGAUGCUAUCAUGGACACGCGAAGAAGAUUGUCUCAGAGGAAGAUGCAGUCGGAUAAUAAUUAGUUCAUUUUCAUCCCCCACCACAAGAGAGAAAUGGUAAAUGGCCCUGCAAAUGUACAUAUUCUGAUAUGGGUACAUAGGAUCCACUUGGUUUUUAUUUUAUUUUAUUCUUUUUCUUGUUGAUGAGUGGUAGGAACUAGGAAGUCAUUGUUAAAUACAACAUUUUGCUUUUCGGAAAUCGAGAGCUUGAAGUUUGUUCUUCAUUUUAUAGAUUCCCUGGAUUUAUUAACAUUUGGAAUAAUUAGGGCAUUUCCAUGUUUGUAUAGCUCCAAUA
Messenger RNA from Hibiscus syriacus, 2271 nucleotides. RefSeq names its product probable serine/threonine-protein kinase WNK7. Bases 183 to 2000 code for a protein of 605 amino acids. The transcript has 8 exons. Gene Ontology annotation, biological process: intracellular signal transduction; protein phosphorylation. Gene Ontology annotation, molecular function: ATP binding; protein serine/threonine kinase activity. The record is from RefSeq and is a predicted model, not a curated record. Gene Ontology annotation, cellular component: cytoplasm. NCBI's taxonomy places the organism in Eukaryota, Viridiplantae, Streptophyta, Magnoliopsida, Malvales, Malvaceae.